Impatiens glandulifera is the source of this 2322-nucleotide messenger RNA. RefSeq names its product apical junction molecule-like. The record is from RefSeq and is a predicted model, not a curated record. Bases 1 to 2322 code for a protein of 773 amino acids. Lineage: Eukaryota; Viridiplantae; Streptophyta; Magnoliopsida; Ericales; Balsaminaceae. The transcript has 3 exons.
AUGCUCGUGGCACUCGAUCCAAAAGAAAACCUACUCAAGGCGACCGAGGUAGCUGCAAAACUGAUCAAGGUGGUCGUGGAGGAGAUAGAGGCGGUGGCAGUGUUAUUCGAAGAGGAAAUUGAUUGGAACAUCUUAUGCUUAGAGAAAUCGGCCUUCAAGACGGAAGCGGUUGAAGAAUUCUUCAACACCGCAACUCUAUCCGACAACAAAAUCACCGCGACAGUCAGCGGUACCGAAUUCGAGCUAACCGAGGAAUCGGUUGUAGAAAGCUUACGCCUUCCAACAGUCGGCCAAGACGCACAAUUGAAUUUAGAACUAAAAACGUUCGAGGCAGCAUGCCAGAUCCUCUCAGCAACCAAAGAAGAACCGGUGAAGGUGUCCAGUAAGAAAGCGACGCUUCGACUAGAGUACAUACCGCUUUGUGACAUCUUCACAAAGUCGGUUCAGGCAAGAGGAGGCAAUUACAACAGUCUUACCAAGGCCAAGAUCGAAAUGCUGGUCGGUCUGAUACAAGGAAGCAGCCGGCCCCCGGCUCCACAGGUGGCCGAAAGAAGAAAAUCCGCCAAGAAAGCGGCCCCGGCAAAAGAAAAGACCGGAAACAAGGGCAAAGAGAAGAUAGUAUUCUUAGAACCGCCAUCACAAACAAGGGAUGAGGACGAAUCGGCUUCCUCGUCUGAACGAACCGACUCACAAAAAACCGAUGAAGAAAGAUCGAAUGAAGAAGAGCAUUCGAGAACAAGUUCCGAUAAUACCGGCGCGGGCGCAAAUAUUGAGAACGCCGAGGCCAGUGAAGAAGGCAGUGCAGAGGAGGAGGAGGACGACCAGAAGAAGGCCGAUUUUAUAGCGAGCCGGAUCUUGGAGGACAUUGAACGGCGAGCUGAAGCGGUCGGCGAAUUAUACCGGGAAUGGCACGAGUACCGAUUCGACAGACUUUACAAACACAUGUUACCGGGCCUAACCGACGAAGAGUGUUUCCGAAGGCUGAAGGAAAUUGAGGAAACAGUCAUGAGCCUCACCAACGCCGAAACUAUUCACGAAGCCUUGGGCCGAACCACAAUCAUAAGACCGCGAGCCCGGCUACAGAAGUUAACCGUACGGAUCCGGAAGAUUAAGGAAAGGUACGUCGAGGGAUCACCGGAGGCUAACUUACAGCUCUUGGUGUUAGAAAAACUUGAGGCAGCGAAAGGAGACUUAGCAGAAGAAAUUGAUCGACUUGAGGCGGCGGUCGGACAGCGAGGAAAACAACACUCUCUAGCUUCUGAGACCGAUCAUGGUGCAACUCCUCCUCGGGCGGAUCCGGUGAUAAACGAAGCCGAUGAAAGGACGGAGACUCCUAUAACCGCGCAACUUGACGCUGAACAACAUGGGGUCUCUGAACCGGGCGUCACAAAAGAAUGGGUCAAGAACCUUCUUCAAGAAUUUGCAAACUCAACGGUUCACCCGUUAGAGGAGAAAAUGAAGAGAACCGUGAGCUUGGCACACCGGUUCGCCAACAAGACAAAGCAUGAUCUUGUAAAGGGACAUGACCGGAUCUCACAAAUCGAGGCUGAUUACCGGGACGAAGUGGUGUUGCGCAACAAUCAUCUUCAACGAACCGAGGCCUUGGAAGAUACGACCUCAAGGAUAAAGGAUGACUUGGAUCGGUUAGAAAGGGAAACUGAACAAGGAUUCACAGAGGUAGAUGAGGACCUGGGAUGGAGGGUCACCGAUCUGGAAAACAAGAAUGCGAGUCUUGAAGACCGCAACAACAAGCUUGAGGCCGACCUCAAGGCGCUGACCGCACAAGUGGAUGAAAUAAUCAAGGCCAAGGUGAAUGCGGAUAUAGCGGUUGUGGAGGCAAAUGCCCGAGUGGCUAAGGAAGUCCAGGAUGCGCUGGACGAAGAAGCAAGAAGAGAGAAGGAGCCACCGCAACUCACCGAAGAAGAACGAGCUAAGCGAGAACGAAGGACAAUGGCUAAGUAUCCGGGCCUUGAAGAAUCCGUAGCCGCUCAGCAACGAGAAGAUGUAGAGCGGCUAAAUGCACAAAAACAAGGGCUCGAAGAAUUUGCAACUGCUCAAAAGAAGAAGAAAACAGCGGCUCCUUCCUCUUCGGUUCCGGCGAAACGGAAAAGGAAAUCAUCAAAGAAGGCUCAAGUAGCCGGGCUGCUGGAUUCACUCACUGAAUCGGUUAUUGAAAGUCAACCGGACCAGGCUACUCACACCGAAGAUGAAGAUGAAGAGCACUUGGAGCGGCGGCCUACAAGACAGCGAGUCUCAAGACCAGAUAAGAAAAAGCGGACCAAGGAUAUGAUGGCCGCCUUCAACUUCUCGGACUCAGAAUAG